Molecule: messenger RNA, 2184 nt
Organism: Hyaloperonospora brassicae
Lineage: Eukaryota; Oomycota; Peronosporomycetes; Peronosporales; Peronosporaceae
Source: the annotation of a GenBank genome assembly
AUGAGCGAGCUGACUCCUGAGCCGACGUCGCGUCUGCGUCGCCGCAGCUUCUUCGAAAACAUUGAAAACGACGGCUCGAGCGCAUCGACCGUCGCAGUGAGUGAGAGCGACUUGACGACUGCUGCGUCAACUGGUGGCGCGCUGAGCGACUCAGAGAGCUGCGACACUGGCACUGGGCUGCUAAAACCCGUCAAAGUCGGUACAAACCACUUCAGUAGCCCCAGUGACGACCACGAGCCGGUAAUCCAGCGGUCUCAACUAUGGGCGUGCGCGCAAGUAGUCCUUAAGUGGUUACGAGUCAUCGGGCAGUAUGUGAUCGCGGGCGCACAAGUAGUGGGGACUGCGUGGGCGUCGCGCUUUCCCGCUGCCGCAUCGAAAGUGGACGCGUGGCGACACAGAGCUCUGUGGUGCUUUGUCUAUACCCCAUGCAACUGGAUCAAGCGCUGGCGAGGCGAAGAAGCUGCGGGGCCGGUCAAGUACUGGGUCUACCCGACGCAGUACCUCACGUACGCGUCAGUGAGUCUUUUUCUGCUCGAGAUACUCAUCUACUGCUACUUUUACACUGUUCCCUUGGAGGUCCGCGUUCACGAGUGUGUGUUCCAAGAGCGCUUAUUGGCGUCCGCAAACGAUCGACAGCGUCCGCAGGCAGCUGUUGUGCCCCCCAUGCAGCCUCUUGCACCAUCAGCAGCAGCAACAAAUGCUGCAUUAAAGUACCUCGAGCGACAAUUUGAGCAGCAGUAUAGUUCGGGAACUCGACAACCUGGACAGGCUCGACGCCCUUGGACAUGUUUUGCUGUUAUUGCGACCGACAGUGACAGUGCCACAGCUUUCGAGACAACGGAAUUGGCGUUGUUAUGGCCGCGAAGUCAAGUGGUGACUGCAAGUGCAUUGCACUCAAAAAUUGCAAGUCGCGUGCAUGUGGCAGUAGGUGCUGGUCCACUCGAUAGAAAUACCAAGACGACGGACGUUGCGCGUGCCGGUGUGUUUGCUGCUCUCUUUCCAGUGAGUGCAAUGCGCGCAGCGCUGUUCGCACCGAGGUUUCCGGAUCUUGUGUUGGUAAAGACCGAGUUUGCGCUGCGCCAGAUGCUCAAGAUUCGACAGGGGCAUCAAGAAGAGCGAGAUCAUCGAGGGAGAGCAGGCGCACAUGCGCUGGAUGCGUUGGGGGGUAUGCCGCCGACAGAUCUCGGUGCUUCUGAUCUCGCAGCAAGUCACUUUGGUGUGUACUUGCUGAAAGCUACUGUGCCUGAUAUCUACGACCGACGCGUCCGCAAAAAUUGGGACGAGUUCCUGCAUGUUGUCGUUGUAGGGGACUCGGACAAGGAGAAGCAAUUUACAGAGGAACUGCUAUCUGCAUGGGUGGCCCACCCGACGUGGCCGGUUCUUCAUGUGCGGUUUCAGCGCUCACUAGCGCUCUGCCAGUCAUACCAGCGCCUUUUAAGUAGCCUGCUGAAAGAUUUCGAAGACGAUGUAGAAGCAGCAGCUGGUACAGACGAAGCUGGGGACCGGCUGGAGAGCGUGGACGAGAAUCGGGCCAAAAAGCCAAGGACGCGCAUGCCAAACGUGGACUUGGUGUGCGAAGAAAAAGCCAACGCACCGCAGGAGAUUACAAGACUCAAGAACGCUAUUGGUACGCAUCUGUUUCCAGUGCCACCAGAGCUAGAGAAGUACGAGGUGACAGUGCUCGAAAGCUUAGCGGUCGGCGCUGUCACUGUGACGUACAACACACCGAUAAUGCAGGAGUGGGUACCGGAUAGCUCUGGCGUGCGUGUCGGUGUGUUUGACUACGACAGCCCGGCUGGUGGCGUAGUUGAAGAAAUGCAGGCAGAACCGGAUGCUGCAGACCAGGAUGUAUCCGAUGGAGACAAUGGCUUUGCGCAAAAGGAGCAAGGGCUUGCGUACGGUAGUGCUCUUGCAAAGCUACCAUCAGUGCAUGUGACGCUCGAUGAAAUCGAGCACGCGGUUGAGGAACUAGUGUCGAUGGACCGAGUUAGCCGCGUGGCGGCAGGACGUUUCGCUCGUGUCCACUAUAUGCGUAUGCGGACGCAUUACCUUUCAGCUAUAGCUGCCCUCGAUGCCGCCGUUUGCGAAGGCGAUAGUGAAGAUACAGGUGAACGUCAGAGUGAGAUUGGGCAACAUAGACGCAGGAAAGUCGAGGUCGAAACGCUGCGAGCCUUCUUGUACUAA